Messenger RNA from Sceloporus undulatus (fence lizard), 5654 nucleotides. RefSeq names its product proprotein convertase subtilisin/kexin type 9 (gene PCSK9). The coding region runs from base 644 to 2746 and encodes 700 amino acids. The record is from RefSeq and is a predicted model, not a curated record. Lineage: Eukaryota; Metazoa; Chordata; Lepidosauria; Squamata; Phrynosomatidae. The transcript has 12 exons. Gene Ontology annotation, biological process: proteolysis. Gene Ontology annotation, molecular function: serine-type endopeptidase activity.
GGCCUCCAGUCGUGUUCAGGCACGGAGCACAUUUGCUUUGUCUGGGCUGAGUUGGGGAAUUUGAACCCAACACUCCCCCCAAACCCACGCAAAGAACAAAAAGAAGCAACCCAACCCAUGUAACACGACGCCAGGAGGAGGCACCCCAGGGGUAGAAGCCCAAUGAGAAAACACACACUCACACACACACACAACCCCAAUUAAUGUUUCACAAAGGAGUAUGGUCCGAUGGGCCAAGAGUGGCGUGAUCUGGCAGCAUCCUCCCCGCCCCAAAGACUCAGAGAGAGAGGAGCAGCAGCACAUGGAAGGGAGCAGGGAAGGGGCCGGGAGGGGGGUUGUGCCCUUGGGCUCCUCCUCCCGCACAGCCUCCGCACAGAGCAGCCACCCGGACGGGUUCUAGGCUCUGCUCGCGCGGUGGCGCCGGGGUUCUAGGUUAAGGGCUCUCAGCCUUCUUCGCUCUCUCUCUCUCUCUCACACACACACACUGACACACAUUCUCUCUCUCUCUCUCUCUCUCUCUCUCUCACCCAUUCUCACACUUGCACCCGUUCUUUCACCCAUUCUGUCGCAUACACAUUCCCCCCCCCACAAUUUCUCCCUCUUUCUCUCUCUCUCUCUCUCUCUCUCUCCUUGGUCCUGAGGGAUGGCUCUGGGUCGGGUUCCCCUGCUGCCCCUGCUCUCCCUCCUUCUGCUCCUGCUGGGCGCCUUGGCCGGGCUGCCUCCUUCUCCUUCAGAGCCGGACCCAGAGCUCCGGGGCCAGGAUGGCCAGGACCACGACGACCAGGAGCCCCUCUUCGCCUUCCUCCAGGAGGAGAGCCCCAGCAGCCCCGACCCGGCGGCGGCAAGAGCCAGGACUAGCGCCCCGGCCGCCUUCCACCGGAGCCAGAAGGAUGCGUGGCGCUUACCUGGACAUUAUAUUGUUGUGCUUAAGGAGGAAACCCUUAAAUCCCAGAUAUCACGAACAGCCAAGCAUCUGCAAGUUAGAGCAGCCAAGCAUGGCUACUUGACGAAAAUCCUCCAUAUCUUUGAGGACCUGUUCCAGGGCUUUGUGGUAAAAAUGAGUAGCGAUGUGUUACACAUGGCUUUGAGGCUGCCACAUGUGGAAUACAUAGAAGAAGAUGCCUAUGUGUUUGCUCAGAGCAUUCCUUGGAACCUUGGCCGGAUUGUCCCAGUUCAUGACAAUUCUAAUGAAUACAACCCUCCCAAUAGAGGUGACCUGGUUGAAGUGUAUCUGCUAGAUACUGGCAUCCAAAGCAACCACCGGGAAAUAGAAGGUAGAGCAUUUGUAACCGAUUUUGAGAAUGUCCCAGAAGAGGAUGGCACUCGCUUUCAUCGCCAGGCCAGUAAAUGUGACAGCCACGGGACUCACAUGGCUGGUGUUGUGAGUGGAAGGGAUGCUGGUGUUGCUAAAGGAGCCAGUGUUCGCAGCCUCCGGGUCCUCAAUUGCCAGGGAAAAGGCACUGUGAGUGGCACUCUGAUUGGAUUGGAAUUUAUUAAAAAGACCUUGGCUAUCCAGCCCUACAGUCCUCUGGUAGUUUUGCUCCCCUUGGCUGGAAGCUAUAGCCACAUUCUCAAUACAGCCUGUCGUCUGAUGGUCCAGUCAGGAGUGGUGAUCAUUGCUGCAGCAGGAAACUACAAGGACAAUGCUUGCUUAUAUUCACCAGCAUCAGAAUCAGAGGUUAUCACUGUUGGAGCCACCAAUGUCCAGGACCAACCUGCUUCCAUGGGGAACUUGGGAACCAAUUUUGGCCAUUGUGUGGAUUUGUUUGCUCCUGGAGAUGAUAUCAUUGGUGCUUCCAGUGAUUGCAGCACUUGCUUCACAUCACAGAGUGGGACAUCCCAGGCAGCUGCACAUGUAGCAGGUAUUGCAGCCAUGAUCUUGAACACCAGCCCUGGUCUGUCUAUCGCUGAGCUGAGGCAGAGGCUAAUCCACUACUCCAUUAAGAACCUCAUGAAUGAGGCUUGGUUUCCAGAAGAGCAGAGGCUGUUAACACCCAACAGAGUGGCUGGACUUCCCUUUAAACUUGUAGAAGAUGAACAGCUAUACUGUCGCUCUGUUUGGUCUUCCCUCUCUGGCUCAACUAGCUCAGCAAUAGCUAUUGCUCGCUGUAACAGUAAUGAAGAAAUGUUCAGCUGUUCAAGUCUCUCAAAGAAUGGCAAGCGUAAAGGAGAGCGCAUUGAGGACUAUGGGGGUAGAAAGGACUGUGUGGCACAUAAUAGAUUUAGGGGCCAAGGUGUCUAUGCCAUAGCUAGGUGUUGCAUUUGGCCCAAAGCUGAUUGCCAAGUUCAUGCACACUCACCAACUGCAGAGGACACAGCAGUGCACAGUGUUGGCUGCAACAAGGAUAGCCAUGUUUUGACAGGUUGCAGUUCUCAUUCUGUGGCUGGAGAGUUCAGUGGCAACAUCAGACCUGUACUUAAGUCAGAAAACAACUUUGAUCACUGUGUUGGCCAGCCAGGUGCAGCUGUGCAUGCUUCUUGCUGCCAUGCACCCAGCCUUGAAUGCAAGGUACAGGAAUACUCUUCUUUGGAGCACACAGGAAAGGUAAUGGUGACUUGUGAUGGGGGCUGGACACUGACAGGAUGUAAUGCCCAGUCUCAUGGUUCCCACACACUUGGUGCCUAUUCAGUGGAUAAUACUUGUGUAGUGAUGAGUAGCCCAGGGAGCCAUAGAACAACAGCUGUUGCCAUUUGCUGCAGAAAAAGACUCUUGGAAACUGAGAAGCAUAGUUCCAGUUAUAAGUGACGGUUCCACCUCUUUCUCACUCAGUAAUUUAUGGGACUCUCAAAUUAUGAAAGCCAUACCAUAAGAUCACAUUGGUGAUGUGAUGUCCAGCUCUCCCUUUUGCCUGAAAAUGGCGUUUUUGAAGGCAAGCUCCAGCACAGUGUUUCUGGUUGGUCCUCAGCAUACUUGUUCUAAGUGUCACAGCUGAUUGGCCCAGUACUACUGUAUUCACUAUGGUGUGAUGGGUCUCAAUUCAAUAUUAUCAAUUGAGCUUCAUCCACAAAAUAAUUCUGGGCAAUAAUAUAUCUUCUGGCAGAACAUGACAUGCAUAGCCAACUUCCAGUCAGCCAUUUGGUGAAUAUCUGGUCUUUCCAAGUCUUUCCAUAUUCAACUGCCAUUCCAGUUCCUCAAAAAUCAUGAAGACUACAUACUUCUUAUUCAAUUUCCAUGGGAACUAUCCAUGGUGCCCUGUUUGAAAUUGUGUUAGCUAAAGUAUGUUCUGUGCUCAAAAUGAGGUGUUUAUUACUUAUCAUGAAGGCUCAUUCUAGACUGCAAAUGAGACUUCCAUGAAAGAGUUGAAUCCUGCUGUCAUGAGUUGUGUUGAAGUUUCUAUGCUAGAAGUAAGUAGGUGAGUCUUGUCUACCAUGAACAUUUCAAAGUCUAUCUUAAAGUUCCCAAAAAUCUAGUUCUUGAAAAUCCCUUCGAGAGGCAAAACCAAUAAAGGUGUCCAGGAUUGUUGCUUGUUGUUCUUGUGAGAAUAGGCAUUUCCUCCCUUCUCAGUUUUAAUCAAGAUGUCUUUUAAGACAUCUUCAUCACAUGCUUGUCAGAAAUGUGCUUGUUGGAAAAUAUGUGUGGCAUAUUAGAUUUAGCAGAGAGUUUCCCCAUGGUCAUUUGAAUUGGAGAAUGAGCAGGAAAGGAACCCAGUAAGGCAAAAGGAGUGGCAAUCAGGGGAAAUGGUAACAAGGGUAACCAAACUGUAAAACCAACUUUUUUUUUUAAGUGGAAAGGGAUGGCACAAUAUGAAAGGGAACAGAAAAAAGAAAAAUCUAUUACAGAUAAAUAAUAAUCAUCACAGAGGAAGUGCCAAACUGACAUGGGCUAAGGCAGGAAGAACUGUGGAGUCUGGAGAUGGAGAAUAAAGCACAUUCAAGGUUAUAUGUCUGAAAAAUGAGAAGGGACACAUGGAAAAGGAAACACUGCUUGCAUAGGCAUAAAAUGAAAGGAAAAACAAAAAUGGCUGCCUGUGUGGCUUUUACCUGGCUUGGUCAUGGGACUAAUCAUGGAUGGCUCCUUCCUGCAAUCUUGAGAAUAAUGCAAAAUAUAUAGUUACUUAAUUUAUGCUCCUAAUUUCCAAAGAACUAUUCAGGAGGUAAGGAUAAAUAAUUGGGGGGGGGGGGGGGGGAGAAGACCUAUAUAGCACUUAACCUGCCCCCAAUCCUUUUUUUUUUUGGCUUCUGAGGUAUAACUAACAACUUUUUUGUACCUUGUAAAGGCAAAUUCAAAUUAAUAGUAGGUUAGUACAGUCUUCUGCAUAAAUAAAAUUACACAAAGUGUGGAAAUUACUAUUUUUUAAAAAACCCAUGGUAUUAUGGUUAUGGUUAUUCAGUACCAUUUUAGGAUAUUGGCACCACUGAUCAACCUCACCUAGAAUCAAUUUUGUAAGUAGUAAUGUUCACCUUUUUUUUUCACAAGACCAUAAAGCAAAGAGUUAACAUAAGCUUAAUAGCCAAAUUUAAGAUUACUUAUGGGAGUUAUAAGCCAAAAUCUCUAGUUAGCAUGGGGAGGUAGCUGUCAAGGAAUGUGAUGCCCUGCUGUUCUAAAGUGUAGGGAUUUCUUACCUUCUUCCAUGGCUUAGUGAAUAUUAGGAGUAGUUAUUAAACUAGUGGAAUACAGCACUUGGCUUGUACAAAUAUAUACCUGUCUGCAUUUCAAUAUUUGGUUCCGAAGUGCCUUAUGUACUCCGUAUUAAACACAUAAUAGACAACUAUCCUUGUGAACUUAAACCAUGUGUAGUGGCCACAUCGAGUUCAACAGUAUUGCCUCCUAACCUAGAGAAGCUACAACUUUGAAUGGAUGUCUAUUCUGAGAAAGUUUGCUCUUAUUCUUUCCAGUUGUGGAGGCCACUCUUUCCUUGUUAAUUAAUUAAUUAAUUGUUAAGGUAUAUUGGCAAGGAAACCAUGAUCUUUUGUAUCCCCCAUUUUCUGGCCACAGAAUAUAUCUGGUUGAACUAAUGUAGCAUUUGAUUCUAUAAUGGAGAAGUAAACUGCCAAGUCCUUGGCCAUUCUGGGCAAUCAGGAAUCCAUCCACUUUGAUAAAGGGUUGAUUGAGGGGCUCCAAGAAUUCUACUGAGGUGAUGCGCAAAAUAUUUAGUAAAUACUUUAAAAGCACUUAAAUGCAGGAGAUCAGGUACUACUGACCACUUGAGUCAAGCCCGCUGUCAGUAAUUUGGACAAGACAGUUUGGUUUAUGGAUAAAAUUCUUAGUAGUUAUCAUUUAAUGUUUUCUUUAAUCUAUGUAGAGUAUUAAUAUUGCAUACACAUCCUUUUUGCUUUUAUUGAAAUGUUUAACUGUUUGUAUAAUCAAAUAUUUAUCUGGAAUUGGUAUGUUCAUAUUUUAAAAGAGCAAGCUUAUAUAUGCCUACUCAAAAGUAAGUUAUUUUGUUCAGUGGUGCUUACUUGCAAUCUGCUCUGGAUUGCCUCUUAAAUCCUCUGCAGAAAGGUUUAAGAUGAAUACCAAACUAUGUAGACAGUAUGUAGUAUGUUUUAUGUUGUUUUUGAGCUAAAUCAUACACUUAGCUACUGUAAUUCAUAACUGAUUGAUGUAGAGAAAAGCUUUCUUUGUGCUGUGGAUUUUAUUUUUUUCUUCCUUGGAACUAUUUAUUCUGUUUUAUAUAACAUUUUUAUAAAGCCUACUUUUUGAAAUAAAGUUU